CCAACAAGAUGUAUCAAGCAUUUAACUUUCAACCUCUUGACGUGAGUUACUGGAGCAGAAGUGAAUCUCCAGACUCAUGGAGAUCAAUAAUAUCUUCUCCAAACAGCUCCUUAAACUCCAGUCUUCGUUCUUCUCCUCCUCCAACUCCAACAGAUGUUCUCCAUGCUUCAGAAAGUUUAAUAUCUCCUGUUCCUGUCUCAAGACAUCUUUCCUUCUCCAUAGAAAAUAUUCUUAAACCUUACAUAAAGAUAAAUUCUAAACCUAAACCUGAAAACAUCAAGGUUCAGAGUCCAGAGAUAGAGGUUCCAGUGGAUUUAUCUAAAACCUCUAAUGAAGCUCCAAGGACGGAUCCAGACUGUCCUCCAGGUAUGGUUCGAGGACCCAACGGUCAGCUGUGGCCAGCCUGGGUUUUCUGUACAAGAUAUUCAGACAGACCGUCCUCUGGUCCUCGAGCCAGGAAACUACGGAAGAAGGACGAGGACAAGAGGCCAAGAACAGCAUUUACUGGAGGACAGCUUGAGAGGCUGAGGAAAGAGUUCCAAGGUAACAGAUAUCUAACAGAGGAUAGAAGAAUAAACUUGGCUCGUGAGCUUGGUUUAAGUGAAUCUCAGCUCAAGAUCUGGUUUCAGAACAAGAGAGCUAAACUAAAGAAAUCUACUGGAGACAAAGGACAGUUAGCCAAGAUUCUGGAUGCUCAGGGCCUAUACAACCACUGAACAAAAGAAACUUUUUUCCAUCUGUGAUAAAAAUAAAUUUAUAGAGUUUAUAUAUGCAU
This is a messenger RNA of Eurytemora carolleeae, 775 nucleotides long. Its product is annotated as homeobox protein engrailed-1-B. Lineage: Eukaryota; Metazoa; Arthropoda; Copepoda; Calanoida; Temoridae. The record is from RefSeq and is a predicted model, not a curated record. The transcript has a single exon. Gene Ontology annotation, molecular function: RNA polymerase II cis-regulatory region sequence-specific DNA binding; DNA-binding transcription factor activity, RNA polymerase II-specific. Gene Ontology annotation, biological process: multicellular organism development; regulation of transcription by RNA polymerase II; neuron differentiation. Bases 9 to 716 code for a protein of 235 amino acids. Gene Ontology annotation, cellular component: nucleus.